UCACCCUACAUUCUGUCUGAGAUCCAGGAUCUUCACGAGGUCACCCCUAACAUUCUGUCUAGAGAUCCAGACAUCUUCACCAGGUCACCCCUAACAUUCUGUCUAGAGAUCCAGACCAUCUUCACAGGUUACCCCUAACAUUCUGUCUAGAGAUCCAGACCAUCGUCACCAGGUUACCCCUAACAUUCUGUCUAGAGAUCCAGACCAUCUUCACCAGGUCACCCCUAACAGUCUGUCUAGAGAUCCAGACCAUCUUCACUAGGUCACCCAUAACAUUCUGUCUAGAGAUCCAGACCAUCUUCACAGGUCACCCCUAACAUUCUGUCUAGAGAUCCAGACCAUCUUCACUAGGUCACCCCUAACAUUCUGUCUAGAGAUCCAGACCAUCUUCACCAGGUCACCCCUAACAUUCUGUCUAGAGAUCCAGACCAUCUUCACCAGGUCACCCCUAACAUUCUGUCUAGAGAUCCAGACCAUCUUCACCAGGUCACCCCUAACAUUCUGUCUAGAAAUCCAGACCAUCUUUACUAGGUCACCCCUAACAUUCUGUCUAGAAAUCCAGACCAUCUUCACUAGGUCACCCCUAACAUUCUGUCUAGAAAUCCAGACCAUCUUCACAAAAGCUGUGUUCGAAUACUCAUACUAACCACACUAACCGUACUAUUUGUGACGUAAAUUGAGUAUAUAGUAUGCUUAUUGGUCAUAGUAUGGAUAUAGUUUGUAUGCCAAAAGUUCCCGGAUUGUCGUACUAAAUUCGCCAAAAUACAAAGUAUACAAGCAGUGAACACUAUUUCCGUGCUUUUAGGGCCCAUAAUGCAAUUCUUCAUAAAAUGGGUGUGGCUUCACAACGUUUUCAGAUUUGAAGAAAAUGGCAGAAAAUAUGCAGCCGAAAUCCGACGAGAGCGGAUACAAAUUGCUUUAACUAAUUAUGACAAAUGUUAAGAAAAUGUUGAGCAAUGUAAUACAAGAAUACAAGUUACCUAACGUUAGUUGGCUACUAAUACAUCGAACUUGCCAGGCAGUAUAUUAACUAUCUGCUAUCUAACUAACUACCCAACGUUUAUUGACAUGAUUAUUCACAUCAUUCUUAGCUAAGUGGUAUAGUCGUUGUGCGUUCUCAAUGGACAUUGUUAAUUCUGGCUAUCUACUCCGAUUUCAGAGCACUCUUGUCUGUGUGUGCCAGAGCGCGGGAUAACUGAUUAAUUUAUGAACGCUCAACACCCGUUGAAUAUAUGGCUAGUGUCAGUAAACGUCGGCAAACAAAAGCACAAUUAAAUUGUUGCCAGCAGCACAGUUACAGUCACCAACGCUACUGGAUAACAUGAAAACAGCCUAACCAGCUCUGCUAGGGCGAGUAAAAUGGUCAGUGAGGUGUUCUCUCAUUUGUGUCUGGAAAUAGCUUACCAACGUUAGCCAGUUAGCUUGGGUGCUUGACUACUGUUGUGAGGUCAGAAUAAAAAAUAGAAAUGUCUUAUUUACAUAACUAUUCAGACCAUUUGCUUUGCUCGGUCAUAAACACAUCCAAAAUAAUCAAAGGAAAGGGUUACAAGAAAAAAGGUGUGCAAACUGAAACUGAAACACACUUGCAAACUGAAACGGUAAGGUCUGCCCCCCUUCUGAUAACCAGGUGGCGAAUCACAUCUCUGCAUGUCUGGCAGACAUAUCAGUGUGGAUGACGGAUCACCACCUCAAGCUGAACCUUGGCAAGACGGAGCUGCUCUUCCUCCCAGGGAAGGACUGCCCAUUCCAUGAUCUCGCCAUCACGGUUGACAACUCCGUUGUGUCCUCCUCCCAGAGUGCGAAGAGCCUUGGCGUGACCCUGAACAACACCCUGUCGUUCUCCGCUAACAUCAAGGCGGUGACCCGAUCCUGUAGGUUCAUGCUCUACAACAUUCGGAGAGUACAACACUGCCUUACACAGGAAGCGGCACAGGUCUUAAUCCAGGCACUUGUCAUCUCCCGUCUGGAUUACUGCAACUCGCUGUUGGCUGGGCUCCCUGCCUGUGCCAUUUAACCAACUCAUCCAGAAUGCCGCAGCCCGUCUGGUGUUCAACCUUCCCAAGUUCUCUCACGUCACCCCGCUCCUCCGCACACUCCACUGGCUUCCAGUUGAAGCUCGCAUCUGCUACAAGACCAUGGUGCUUGCCUACGGAGCUGUGAGGGGAACGGCACCUCCGUACCUUCAGGCUCUGAUCAGUCCCUACACCCAAACGAGGGCAUUGCGUUCAUCCACCUCUGGCCUACUGGCCCCCCUACCUCUGCGGAAGCACAGUUCCCGCUCAGCCCAGUCAAAACUGUUCGCUGCUCUGGCACCCCAAUGGUGGAACAAGCUCCCUCACGACGCCAGGACAGCGGAGUCACUCACCACCUUCCGGAGACACUUGAAACCCCACCUCUUUAAGGAAUAACUGGGAUAGGAUAAAGUAAUCCUUCUACCCCCCCCAUUACCCCACCCCACCCCCCAAAAAAAAAAAAAAAAAAAAAAACUUUGUAAAGUGGUUAUCCCACUCUCUAUAAGGUGAAUGCACCAAUUUGUAAGUCGCUCUGGAUAAGACCGUCUGCUAAAUGACGUAAAUGUAAAAAUGAUUAGUGACAGGUGUGAGUUUUUAAAUGUGGUAAAGGAACUGGAGUCCCUCCACUGCUGGAGGGGGAAUGGACAGGAGAUUAGUGGUGGUUUGUGAUAGGGUGAGGGGACUGUCAGUCAGGGUAGGGGCAAAUCGAGCACAGUUAUAAUCAAUUGAAUGACGAAAAUAGGCUAAAGUGGGCUAAUGCAAUUGAAGGCGUGAAUCAAAUUGUUGCUUAUACUCAAACUCCCAAAGUAAUAUCCAACCAUUAUCCUAAAUUUAAAUCAAUAGCCGUGUGUGGUCAAUGAUCAUUUCAGCACCGUUUUGAUUGGGACAGGGCCAUCACGCUGCUUUGAGACAAGUGUGGGGGGACUCGUCUUGAUAGAUCAAUCAGUGUCAGAUUUAGGUUUUCACUGAAUCUCUAUUUGGUAACAAUUAGGCUGGGGAAAUGUUAGCUAAGUUGAGGUGAGUGCUCAGGAUCAUCUUUAUUCUAGUUUGCUCAUAUAUUAAUGAUCAGAAAAUGUGGCUAGCAUGUUAUGUAACUUAAGUGGAUUUUGCUCUUCACUUGCGUAAUAUGUCGUUAUCAAUAAAACGUCACAAUAAGGUGCAGAGUGUUCGGUUUUCCUGCUGGGGGGCAAGGAGACCCCCAGCUACGCUAAAACCAUUGACAACUGCGUGUCGUUUUCAAGGCAUUGUUAAAUAAAUGUUAACUAUUUGGUUUUAAUAUCAACACCUCUUGAAGAGCAUAGUCAGAACUACACAUUUCCAGUUAUUCCACAUUUAGCGCUAUCAUCAGAGUUAUACAGCAAGUAACUGGAUGCUUUUCAUGAUCAGUAAACAUCAGUUGAUGAUUAUAUAUCAGCUACGUAAGGGUAGCCUGACAAUAUCUCUCAAUAUUGGCCACCAUUCUUUGGAUAUGAGUGAUAUAAAAGUGAACUACACCUGACAAGUAUGAGUGGUUUACGUUAAUUAUCCAUCCUUUGUGGGCUCUGCUUGUCAAGCAGCAGAAUUUUUUUCUCCAUUUGUCUGUCAUAGUUGACGUGUACCUAUGAUGAAAAUUACAGGCCUCUCUCAUCUUUUUAAGUGGGAGAACUUGCACAAUUGGUGGCUAACUAAAUACUUUUUUUCCCCACUGUAGUUAUAAUAUUUAUUUAACAAUCCCUUGAAAAGGGCACAUAGUUGUCAAUGGUUUUAGUGGAAUUGGGGGUUUCCUUGCCCCCCAGCAGGCAAAUCGAACGCUCUGCACCUUAUUGUGACGUUUUAUUGAUAACGACCUAUAGCCUGUCCUACUCUCGACCAAAAGCCUGUGACUUGUCUUAAUCAAUCAAUGUGAUUUUGUUUCACAGAAUCUCCAUCUGUAUAUUUGAUUAGGCUAAUUGAUCUCUGGCUGGCCAAAUACGUGGAUGUGGGAUAACUCAUCUAUCACUGAUCAGAAACAUUUAGCAUGCUAUAAUGUAGCCUAAAUCAAGUAUGUUAUUUUGCUCUUGAUUCACCUAUAGGCUAUAUAUAGUAGCCUUAAAUAAUCGAUCCACCAUCGAGCCGUUCGAGCACGUCCUGUUUUAUCUAAUGUAACUUACUUCAAUAUAAUAAAUAAUUAAUAAUUAAUUCAUGCCUUUAAAUACAACCAAGCAUUUUAAUUUGAAAAUAGGCCUAAAUAAAUAACUAGAUUUUCUGCUAAACAACCAUUUGAAUAAUCGCUCAAAAGCCCUGUGUUUUGAAUGCAUGUUUUAUUCUGAAAUGAGAUUUGGAUCAGUUAUGGGUCUUCUUUCGAUAGUUUACAAGGUCCAACAAGGCACUUUAGCAGGGCAGUCAUAUAGGGUGUAUAAAUAUGGGCUUCUGCUGAUUCUGAGAUGCGCUGCCUGUCAUGAUCAUCAUUCUCCCGAGUGCACUUCAGCCUAUUCGUAUCGCAAUUUGAAACAUUUCAAUGAUCAGAAAAAUAAGUUAUAUGGCGACACAUUUCUUUGGCCCAACCAAUAUUGGAAUCCUGACACUGCUAGUGGCUGCAGCUGCUGCUUCUGCUGAGAGAGAGAGAGCACUAGUAAAAAGUGCGCAGACACUCCAUUUUUCUUUCUGAACACCGGGCCCCAUCGGGUUUGGGCGGAGAAGGAGAACUCUAACCCAGUCCCUGAGCAAUCUGGAAUGUUAUUUGGCCCUAAACAGAGAGUACACAGUAGCAGAAUACCUGACCACUGUGACUGACCCAAAAUGAAGGAACGCUUUGACUAUGUACAGACUCAAUGAGCAUAGCCUUGCUAUUGAAAGAGGCCGCCGUAGGCAGACCUGGCUCUCAAGAGAAGACAGGCUAUGUUCCCACUGCCCACAAAAUGAGGUGGAAACUGAGCUGCACUUCCUAACCUCCUGCCAAAUUUAUGACAAUAUUAGAAACACAUAUUUCCUUCAGAUUACACAGACCCACAAAGAAUUUGAAAAAAUAUAUAAUCUUGAUAAACUCCCAUAUCUAUUAGGUGAAAUAGCAUAGCAGACCUGUUGCCACAAGGAAAGGGCAACCAGUGGAGCACAAACAACAUUGUAAAUACAACCUACAGUGCCUUCGGAAAGUAUUCAGACCCCUUGACUUUUUCCACAUUUUGUUACUUUACAGCCUUAUUUUAAAAUUGAUUAAAUAAAUAACAAAUAUCUCAGCAAUCUAAACACAAUGCCACAUAAUGACAAAGCAAAAACAGAUUUUUUGAAAUUUUAGCAAAUGUAUAAAAAAAAUAAAAAUAAAAUACCUUAUUUACAUAAGUAUUCAGACCCUUUGCUAUGAGACUCAAAAUUGAGCUCAGGUGCAUCCUGUUUCCAUUGAUCAUCCUUGAGAUGUUUCUACAACUUGAUUGCAGUCCACCUAUUAUAAAUUCAAUUAAUUGGACAUGAUUUGGAAAGGCACGCCUGUCUAUAUAAGGUCCCACAGUUGACAGUGCCUGUCAGAGCAAAAACCAAGCCAUGAGGUCGAAGGAAUUGUCCGUAGAGCUCAGAGACAGGAUUGUGUCGAGGCACAGAUCUGGGGAAGGGUACCAAAAAAUGUCUGCAGCAUUGAAGGUCCCCAAGAACACUGUGGCCUCCAUUAUUCUUAAAUUGAAGAAGUUUGGAACCACCAAUACUCUUUCUAGAGCUGGCCACCCGGCCAAACUGAGCAAUUUGGGGAGAACGGCCUUGGUCAGGGAGGUGACCAAGAACCCGAUGGUCACUCUGACAGAGCUCUAGAGUUCCUCUGUGGAGAUGGGAGAACCUUCAGAAGGACAACCAUCUCUGCAGCACUCCACCAAUCAGGCCUUUAUGGUAGAGUGGCCAGACGGAAGCCACUCCUCAAUAAAAGGCAUAUGACAGCCCACUUGGAGUUUGCCAAAAGGCACCUAAAGACUCUCAGACCAUGAGAAACAAGAUUCUCUGGUUUGAACCAAGAUUGAACUCUUUGGCCUGAAUACCAAGCGUCACAUCUGGAGGAAACCUGGCACCAUCCCUACGGUGAAGCAUGGUGGUGGCAGCAUCAUGCUGUGGGGAUGUUUUUCAGCGGCAGGGACUGAGAGACUAGUCAGGAUCGAGGCAAAGAUGAAUGGAGCAAAGUACAGAGAGAUUCUUGAUGAAAACCUGCUCCAGAGCGCUCAGGACCUCAGACUGGGUUGAAGGUUCACCUUCCAACAGGACAACGACCCUAAGCACACAGCCAAGACAACGCAUGAGUGGCUUCGGGACAAGUCUCUUAAUGUCCUUGAGUGGCCCAGCCAGAGCCCGGACUUGAACCUGAUCGAACAUCUCUGGAGAGACCUGAAAAUAGCUGUGCAGCGACGCUCCCCAUCCAACCUGACAGAAUUUAAGAGGAUCUGCAGAGAAGAAUGGGAGAAACUCCCUAAAUACAGGUGUGCCAAGCUUGUAGCGUCAUACCCAAGAAGACUCUACGCUGUAAUCGCUGCCAAAGGUGCUUCAACAAAGUACUGAGAAAAGGGUCUGAAUCUUUAUGUAAAUGUGAUAUUUCAGUUUUUAUUUUUAAUAAAUUAGCAAAACUUUAUAAAAACCUGUUUUUGCUUUGUCAUUAUGGGGUAUUGUGUGUAGAUUGAUGAGGAAAAAUAACAAUUUAAUCCAUUUGUAGAUUAAGGCUGUAACGUAACAAAAUUUAGAAAAGUCAAGGGGUCUGAAGACUUUCCGAAGGCACUGUAUAUUUACAGUGGGGGAAAAAAGUAUUUGAUCCCCUGCUGAUUUUGUACGUUUGCCCACUGACAAAGAAAUGAUCAGUCUAUCAUUUUAAUGGUAGGUUUAUUUGAACAGUGAGAGACAGAAUAACAACAAAAAAACGCAUGUCAAAAAUGUUAUAAAUUGAAUUGCAUUUUAAUGAGGGAAAUAAGUAUUUGACCCCUCUGCAAAACAUGUCUUAGUACUUGGUGGCAAAACCCUUACUGGCAAUCACAGAGGUCAGACGUUUCUUGUAGUUGGCCACCAGGAGGGUUUUUGUCCCACUCCUCUGCAGAUCUUCUCCAAGUCAUUAAGGUUUCGAGGCUGACGUUUGGCAACUCGAACCUUCAGCUCCUUCCACAGAUUUCUAUGGGAUUAAGGUCUGGAGACUGGCUAGGCCUCUCCAGGACCUUAAUGUGCUUCUUCUUGAGCCACUCCUUUGUUGCCUUGGCCGUGUGUUUUGGGUCAUUGUCAUGCUGGAAUACCCAUCCACGACCCAUUUUCAAUGCCCUGGCUGAGGGAAGGAGGUUCUCACCCAUGAUUUGACGGUACAUGGCCCCGUCCAUCGUCCCUUUGAUGCGAUGAAGUUGUCCUGUCCCCUUAGCAGAAAAACACCCCCAAACCAUAAUGUUUCCACCUCCAUGUUUAAUGGUGGCGAUGGUGUUCUUGGGGUCAUAGGCAGCAUUCCUCCUCCUCCAAACACGGCGAGUUGAGUUGAUGCCAAAGAGCUCGAUUUUGGUCUCAUCUGACCACAACACUUUCACCCAGUUCUCCUCUGAAUCAUUCAGAUGUUCAUUGGCAAACUUCAGACGGGCCUGUAUAUGUGCUUUCUUGAGCAGGGGGACCUUGCGGGCGCUGCAGGAUUUCAGUCCUUCACGGCGUAGUGUGUUACCAAUUGUUUUCUUGGUGACUAUGAUCCCAGCUGCCUUGAGAUCAUUGACAAGAUCCUCCCGUGUAGUUCUGGGCUGAUUCCUCACCGUUCUCAUGAUCAUUGCAACUCCACGAGGUGAGAACUUGCAUGGAGCCCCAGGCCGAGGGAGAUUGACAGUUCUUUUGUGUUUCUUCCAUUUGCGAAUAAUCGCACCAACUGUUGUCACCUUCUCACCAAGCUGCUUGGCGAUGGUCUUGUAGCCCAUUCCAGCCUUGUGUAGGUCUACAAUCUUGUCCCUGACAUCCUUGGAGAGCUCUUUGGUCUUGGCCAUGGUGGAGAGUUUGGAAUCUGAUUGAUUGAUUGCUUCUGUGGACAGGUGUCUUUUAUACAGGUAACAAGCUGAGAUUAGGAGCACUCCCUUUAAGAGCGUGCUCCUAAUCUCAGUUCGUUACCUGUAUAAAAGACACCUGGGAGCCAGAAAUCUUUCUGAUUGAGAGGGGGUCAAAUACUUAUUUCCCUCAUUAAAAUGCAAAUCAAUUUAUAACAUUUUUGACAUGCGUUUUUCUGGAUGUUUUUGUUGUUAUUCUGACUCUCACUGUUCAAAUAAACCUACCAUUAAAAUUAUAGACUGAUCAUGUCUUUGUAAUAAUAAUAAUAUGCCAUUUAGGAGACGCUUUUAUCCAAAGCGACUUACAGUCAUGUGUGCAUGCAUUUUUACAUAUGGGUGGUCCCGGGGAUCGAACCCACUACUCUGACGUUAUAAGCGCCUUGCUCUACCAAUUGAGCUACAGAGGACAAACGUACAAAAUCAGCAGGGGAUCAAAUACUUUUUUCCCUCACUGUAUCUGUUUAUUUACUGUAUUUUCCCUUUCAUACUUCAACUACUGUAUUUGCACAUUGUGUUACAACACUGUACAUAGCCAAUAAUAUAACAUUUGAAAUGUCUAUAUUCUUUAAAAACUUUUGAGAGUUUAAUGUUUACUUGUUAAUUUCCCUUUUGUUUAUUGUUUAUUUCACAUAUGUUUCCCAUGCCAAUAAAGCCCUUAGAUAGAGAGAGAGAACAAACACUGGAAUAGGGAAAGGAGAGCGUUUUGGGAGGGAGUGAGGGAGGGAGGGAGAAACGACGUGUAGGACGGAUGGGAGACCCUGGCUCCCUGAUUCCCGUUCCGACCGCAGCCCGCACGGCUGGUGUUGUGUGCGUGCACACUCAGGACUCUGCGAGGAGGAGGAGGAGGAAGCGUGAGUUGUGUUUAUUUUUAGUUCCCCCUGGGCCGACUAAUCAAACGUAGCCGAGCUGAGCCACGGAUAACAAACGUCAGCGGGUGUCGAUAAGAUGAGAUCGCGGGAGAUGAGAUGAGCGAUGAAUCUGGACUGCCUGCAGUUGGGGGACUGGUGUUCGACAGCACAGGGGGGGUCCAUGGCUGCGACACACGGAGGAGGGCCAGUAUGGAGGGGUCCGGGACCAGGGCCAGGGGAGGUUAGCAGUGGGGCCGGGUAGAGCUGGACCCAGGCCGGAGGUGCCUCUCCUGGGAGGACCUUGGCUCAACCCGGAGGAAUUGAGGAGCAGCGUGGUGGUGCUCUACACCCCCGCUGGAAACACCUGCUUCCUCCGACUGGUACUAGAGAAGGAGAGAGAGAGGAGGGGGAGAGAGGAGUUAGCAGAGAGGAUAGUACUCAGGGGGAGACAGGAGAUGGCAGAGAGGAUAGUACUCAGGGCUGCAGGAUAGCUUGGACAGGUAUGUGUCUGUGGCUGUUGGUGGUUUGUGUGUGUACGUGCAUUUGCGUCCGUGUGUCUGUACGGUGUGGUAGAUAUUCGUUAUGAGUGUGUCAGAUCAGAAGUGUGUGUGUGUCUAUAUGUGUGUGUGUGUUUCUUGUCUUAAAUAAGACCAGCGUGUCAGUCCUCAUGGGAGAGCUAUCUCCUCUUGCUGAGAUGUCUUAAGUGCAGCAGUAGACACCCGUGUGGCAUACACACACACACACACACACACACACACACACACACACACACACACACACACACACACACACACACACAGUGCCAGGGCUCAUAUAGAGGACACUCAGCUCAGUUCUAAGAAGGAGACAGUAUAGUCUACUCCCAGUAGUACUAGGACCUAAACUAACACCUGGACCAACUGACUGACUGUCUGUCUGACUGACUGUCUAGCUGACUGUCUAGCUGACUGUCUGUCUGUUUGACUGACUGACUGACUGUCUGACUGACUGUCUGACUGUCUAGCUGACUGUCUGUCUGUCUGUCUGUCUGACUUACUGUCUGACUAUCUGUAUGUCUGUCUGACUGGCUGUCUGACUGUCUGACUAUCUGUCUGUCUGGCUGACUGUCUGUCUGGCUGGCUGACUGACUGUUUGUCUGUUUGUCUGUCUGGCUGACUGUCUAGCUGACUGUCUGUCUGACUGUCUAUCGCUCUGACUGGCUGGCUGACUGGCUGGCUGACUGUCUGUCUGUUUUACUGACUGUCUGUCUGACUGACUGGCUGGCUGGCUGACUGUCUGUCUUACUGACUGUCUGGCUGAUUUACUGGCUGACUGUCUGUCUUACUGACUGUCUGGCUGACUUACUGGCUGACUGACUGGCUGACUGGCUGACUGUCUGUCUGUUUUACUGACUGUCUGGCUGACUGUCUGGCUGACUGUCUAGGCUGUAUCCAAUAACAAACCUCUUCAACAUGACGUCAUUUAGAGUAACUACUUUGUUUACUAGUGGGUCACCAUGUGCAUGCGUACUGAUUGUGUACAGGAUUUAGUGAAGCAGCAUGGUUGUCCAUAUGGGGUUCUGAUCCUGUUUAGUUAGCCUGCUGCAGGGCGAUUAGCUCAUAGUUUAAGUGUCUUUGUGCUGACGAGACCGUAAGCAGCUUGGUUAUCAAGACACAGUCCACAGCGUUUGGUCGCUCUGCUCCGCUCGGACCCAGACCCUCGCCAUUCGCCACGAGAUGUUUCCAUGCUGACUGCAUCAUAGAGGAAAGUUUGAGAGGUCUUUGUCACAGGGGCCAUAUUAGUGGAAAUCAGCGUCCACUCUCACUCCAAAUUUCUCUCACUCCAAUUUUCUCUCACUCCAAAUCUCUCUCAUUCCAUUCCAAACACAAGCAGAACACUGAGCAGUGACUCUUAAGCUACACAAUGUCUCCUCUCUAAUGUCUCCUCUCUAAUGUCUCCUCUCUAAUGUCUCCUCUCUAAUGUCUCCUCUAAUGUCUCCUCUCUAAUGUCUCCUCUAAUGUCUCCUCUCUAAUGUCUCCUCUCUAAUGUCUCCUCUCUGUCUCCUCUCUAAUGUUUCCUCUCUAAUGUCUCCUCCCUAAUGUCUCCUCUAAUGUCUCCUCUCUGACUCCUCUCUAAUGUCUCCUCUAAUGUCUCCUCUCUAAUGUCUCCUCUCUAAUGUCUCCUCUCUAAUGUCUCCUCUCUAAUAUUUCCUCUAAUGUCUCCUCCCUAAUGUCUCCUCUCUAAUGUCUCCUCUCUAAUGUCUCCUCUCUAAUGUCUCCUCUCUAAUGUCUCCUCUCUAAUGUCUCCUCUCUAAUGUCUCCUCUCUAAUGUCUCCUCUCUGUCUCCUCUCUGUCUCCUCUCUAAUGUUUCCUCCCUAAUGUCUCCUCUCUAAUGUCUCCUCUCUAAUGUCUCCUCUCUGUCUCCUCUCUAAUGUCUCCUCUCUAAUGUCUCCUCUCUAAUGUCUCCUCUCUAAGUCUCUUCUCUGUCUCCUCUCUAAUGUCUCCUCUCUAAUGUCUCCUCUCUAAUGUCUCCUCCCUAAUGUCUCCUCUCUAAUGUCUCCUCUCUAAUGUCUCCUCUCUAAGUCUCUUCUCUGUCUCCUCUCUAAUGUCUCCUCUCUAAUGUCUCCUCUCUAAGUCUCUUCUCUGUCUCCUCUCUAAUGUCUCCUCUCUAAUGUCUCCUCUCUAAUGUAUCCUCUCUAAUGUCUCAUCUCUGACUCCUCUCUAAUGUCUCCUCUCUAAUGUCUCCUCCCUAAUGUCUCCUCUCUAAUGUCUCCUCUCUGUCUCCUCUCUAAUGUCUCCUCUCUGUCUCCUCUCUGUCUCCUCUCUAAUGUCUCCUCCCUAAUGUCUCCUCUCUAAUGUCUCCUCUCUAAUGUCUCCUCUCUAAUGUCUCCUCUCUAAUGUCUCCUCUCUAAUGUCUCCUCCCUAAUGUCUCCUCUCUAAUGUCUCGUCUAAUGUCUCCUCUCUAAUGCCUCCUCCCUAAUGUCUCCUCUCUAAUGUCUCCUCUAAUGUCUCCUCUCUAAUGUCUCCUCUCUAAUGUCUCCUCUCUAUGUCUCUUCUAUGUCUCCUCUCUAAUGUCUCCUCUCUAAUGUCUCCUCUCUAAGUCUCUUCUCUGUCUCCUCUCUAAUGUCUCCUCUCUAAUGUCUCCUCUCUGACUCCUCUCUAAUGUCUCCUCUCUAAUGUCUCCUCUCUAAUGUAUCCUCUCUAAUGUCUCAUCUCUGACUCCUCUCUAAUGUCUCCUCUCUAAUGUCUCCUCCCUAAUGUCUCCUCUCUAAUGUCUCCUCUCUAAUGUCUCCUCUCUAAGUCUCUUCUCUGUCUCCUCUCUAAUGUCUCCUCUCUGACUCCUCUCUAAUGUCUCCUCUCUGACUCCUCUCUAAUGUCUCCUCUCUAAGUCUCCUCUCUAAUGUCUCCUCUCUGUCUCCACUCUAAUGUCUCCUCUCUAAUGUCUCCUCUCUGACUCCCCUCUAAUGUCUCCUCUCUAAUGUCUCCUCUCUGUCUCCUCUCUAAUGUCUCCUCUCUGACUCCUCUCUAAUGUCUCCUCUCUAAGUCUCUUCUCCCUCUCCUCUCUAAUGUCUCCUCUCUAAUGCCUCCUCCCUAAUGUCUCCUCUCUAAUGUCUCCUCUCUAAUGUCUCCUCUCUAAUGUCUCCUCUCUGUCUCCUCUCUAAUGUCUCCUCUCUAAUGUCUCCUCUCUAAUGUCUCCUCUCUAAUGUUUCCUCUCUAAUGUAUCCUCUCUAAUGUCUCCUCUCUAAUGUCUCCUCUCUGUCUCCUCUCUGUCUCCUCUCUAAUGUCUCCUCUCUAAUGUCUCCUCCCUAAUGUCUCCUCUAAUGUCUCCUCUCUGUCUCCUCUCUAAUGUCUCCUCUCUGUCUCCUCUCUAUUGUCUCCUCUCUAAUGUCUCCUCUCUAAUGUUUCCUCUCUAUUGUCUCCUCUCUAAUGUCUCCUCUCUAAUGUUUCCUCUCUAAUGUCUCCUCUCUAAUGUCUCCUCUCUAAUGUCUCCUCUCUGUCUCCUCUCUAAUGUCUCCUCUCUAAUGUCUCCUCUCUGUCUCCUCUCUAAUGUCUCCUCUCUAAUGUCUCCUCUAUAAUGUCUCCUCUAAUGUCUCCUCUCUAAUGUCUCCUCUCUGUUUCCUCUCUAAUGUCUCCUCUCUAAUGUCUCCUCUCUAAUGUCUCCUCUCUGUCUCCUCUCUGUCUCCUCUCUAAUGUCUCCUCCCUAAUGUCUCCUCCCUAAUGUCUCCUCUCUAAUGUCUCCUCUCUAAUGUCUCCUCUCUAAUGUCUCCUCCCUAAUGUCUCCUCUCUAAUGUCUCCUCUCUAAUAUCUCUUCUCUAAUGUCUCCUCUCUAAUGUCUCGUAUAAUGUCUCCUCUCUAAUGUCUCCUCUCUAAUGUCUCCUCUAAUGUCUCCUCCCUAAUGUCUCCUCUCUAAUGUCUCCUCUCUAAGUCUCUUCUCUGUCUCCUCUCUAAUGUCUCCUCUCUAAUGUCUCCUCUCUAAGUCUCUUCUCUGUCUCCUCUCUAAUGUCUCCUCUCUAAUGUCUCAUCUCUGACUCCUCUCUAAUGUCUCCUCUCUAAUGUCUCCUCCCUAAUGUCUCCUCUCUAAUGUCUCCUCUCUAAUGUCUCCUCUCUAAUGUCUCCUCUCUAAUGUCUCCUCCCUAAUGUCUCCUCUCUAAUGUCUCCUCUCUAAUGUCUCCUCUCUAAUGUCUCGUCUAAUGUCUCCUCUCUAAUGCCUCCUCCCUAAUGUCUCCUCUCUAAUGUCUCCUCCCUAAUGUCUCCUCUCUAAUGUCUCGUCUAAUGUCUCCUCUCUAAUGCCUCCUCCCUAAUGUCUCCUCUCUAAUGUCUCCUCUCUAAUGUCUCCUCUCUAAUGUCUCCUCUCUAAUGUCUCGUCUAAUGUCUCCUCUCUAAUGCCUCCUCCCUAAUGUCUCCUCUCUAAUGUCUCCUCUCUAAUGUCUACUCUCUAAUGUCUCCUCUCUAAUGUCUCCUCUCUAAUGUCUCGUCUAAUGUCUCCUAUCUAAUUUCUCCUCUAAUGUCUCCUCUCUAAUGUCUCCUCUCUAAUGUCUCCUCUCUAAUGUCUCCUCCCUAAUGUCUCCUCUCUAAUUUCUCCUCUAAUGUAUCCUCUCUAAUGUCUCCUCUCUAAUGUCUCCUCUCUAGUCUCUCUCUGUCUCCUCUCUAAUGUCUCCUCUCUAAUGUCUCCUCUCUAAGUCUCUUCUCUGUCUCCUCUCUAAUGUCUCCUCUCUAAUGUCUCCUCUCUGUCUCCUCUCUAAUGUCCUCCUCUCUAAUGUCUCCUCUCUAAUGUCUCCUCCCUAAUGUCUCCUCUCUAAUGUCUCCUCUCUAAUGUCUCCUCUCUAAGUCUCUUCUCUGUCUCCUCUCUAAUGUCUCCUCUCUAAUGUCUCCUCUCUGACUCCUCUCUAAUGUCUCCUCUCUAAGUCUCUUCUCUGUCUCCUCUCUAAUGUCUCCUCUCUAAUGUCUCCUCUCUGUCUCCUCUAUAAUGUCUCCUCUCUAAUGUCUCCUCUCUGACUCCUCUCUAAUGUCUCCUCUCUAAUGUCUCCUCUCUAAUGUCUCCUCUCUAAUGUCUCCUCUCUAAUGUCAUCCUCUCUAAUUCUCCUCUCUAAUGUCUCCUCUCUAAUUGUCUCCUCUCUGACUCCCUCUCUAAUGUCUCCUCUCUAAGUCUCUUCUCUGUCUCCUCUCUAAUGUCUCCUCUCUAAUGUCUCCUCUCUAAUGUCUCCUCUCUAAUGUCUCCUCCCUAAUGUCUCCUCUCUAAUGUCUCCUCCCUAAUGUCUCCUCUCUAAUGUCUCCUCCCUAAUGUCUCCUCUCUAAUGUCUCCUCCCUAAUGUCUCCUCUCUAAUGUCUCCUCCCUAAUGUCUCCUCUCUAAUGUCUCCUCUCUAAUGCUCCUCUCUAAUGUCUCCUCCCUAAUGUCUCCUCUCUAAUGUCUCCUCUCUAAUGUCUCCUCUCUAUUGUCCCCUCCCUAAUGUGUGUGUAUUAGCAGUGUGUGUGUAUGUAUUAGCAGUGUGUGUGUGUGUGUGUGUGUUUGUGUGGGCAGAGGCAGGUCAGUCUCCUGUGCUGUGUUAAUUACCAAACUAUUGACCGGAUGUGUGUUUUUCCACUGUGUCAUGGAGCGCUGUAAGGGUGACUAGAUACUCCCACUCCAUUGGUCUAUUUGUGGGGCAGUGUUUUGGACCAGGGGGACAUUUUGUUUUGUAGCAGUUUAACUAUGGAGUGUAUUCCUCUCCACAUCCAUGUCUUUAUCAUAGAACCACGUCUUUAUCAUACAACCAAGAAAAUAAGUGGCUUUUCCAUGACUUUUCAAUGACUUUUCUACCACUUUUCCAUGAGUGCAUCUCUAUGGCUGAUGUCUACGGUAGUUUGUAUAAAUGGGUCAUUGCAUUCCGUGUGAAAAUGGGACAGAAAUGUCUGUGGAUGUUUUUUCCAGUUUGCAGAAAGAAAUACACUUUGUAUGGAGGAUUUUUUCAAAACAUACGUUGCCAUGCAGAUACAUGUGAUGGACAUUUUGUAUCUGAAUGUGGCAGUAGUGUGAUGAUGUGUUACAGCAGUUCAGUGUUGAUUUAGCCCUUCCUUCAUGUGCCCUGUGUUAAGAUGAUGUUCAUUAACUCAUGUCAUGUAUCCUGUGUGUUAAAGUAGCGUUUACUAACCCUGUGUGUUAAAGUAGCGUUUACUAACCCUGUGUGUUAAAGUAGCGUUCACUAACCCUGUGUGUUAAAGUAGCGUUUACUAACCCUGUGUGUUAAAGUAGCGUUUACUAACCCUGUGUGUUAAAGUAGCGUUUACUAACCCUGUGUGUUAAAGUAGCGUUCACUAACCCUGUGUGUUAAAGUAGCGUUCACUAACCCUGUGUGUUAAAGUAGCGUUCACUAACCCUGUGUGUUAAAGUAGCGUUCACUAACCCUGUGUGUUAAAGUAGCGUUUACUAACCCUGUGUGUUAAAGUAGCGUUCACUAACCCAGUGUGUUAAAGUAGCGUUCACUAACCCUGUGUGUUAAAGUAGCGUUCACUAACCCUGUGUGUUAAAGUAGCGUUCACUAACCCUGUGUGUUCUCUGUUUCUGUCCACAGAGCUCAGGAAUGGAGGAGACUGUUUGGGAGCAGUACACUGUGAACCUACAGAGGGUGAGUUGACCUUUGACCUUUACCCUUUAUAUGUAUUUGCCCUGGAGUCUCUCCUAUGGUCUCUUCCCAGUGAAGGGUCAGAGUGUGUGUGUAGUGGGUCCCUUGCCAUCAGCCGGUGUGUGUUAGCUCUCACCAGAUAAGGUGUAUCCGUCCGUCCUUACGUGUGUUUGUCUGUGAACUCACUGAGCUACACAACAGUAGUUUACUGAAGCCCUGUGACCAAACCCAGUUUAUCUCUCAUGCCUCCAGACAGACAGACAGACAGGCAGACAGGCAGACAGGCAGACAGGCAGGCAGACAGACAGGCAGGCAGGCAGACAGACAGACAGACAGACAGACAGGCAGACAGACAGACAGGCAGACAGGCAGACAGACAGACAGACAGACAGACAGACAGACAGACAGACAGACAGACAGACAGACAGGCAGACAAAUCAAAUCAAAUCAAAUUUUAUUGGCCACAUGCGCCGAAUACAACAGGUUCAGACAUUACAGUGAAAUUACAGCCCUUAACCAACAGUGCAUUUAUUUUUUAACAAAAAAGUACGGGUUGAGAAAAAAAGAGCAGAAGUAAAAUAAAAUAACAGUAGGGAGGGUAUAUAUACAGGGGGGUACCGGUGCAGAGUCAAUGUGCGGGGGCACCGGCUAGUUGAGGUAGUUGAAGUAAUAUGUACAUGUGGGUAGAGUUAAAGUGACUAUGCAUAAAUAAUUAACAGAGUAGCAGCAGCGUAAAAGGAUGGGGUGGGGGGGGCAGUGCAAAUAGUCCGGGUAGCCAUGAUUAGCUCUUCAGGAGUCUUAUGGCUUGGCGGUAGAAGCUGUUGAGAAGUCUUUUGGACCUAGACUUGGCACUCCGGUACCGCUUGCCGUGCGGUAGCAGAGAGAACAGUCUAUGACUAGGGUGGCUGGAGUCUUUGACAAUUUUGAGGGCCUUCCUCUGACACCGCCUGGUAUAGAGGUCCUGGAUGGCAGGAAGCUUGGCCCCAGUGAUGUACUGGGCCGUACGCACUACCCUCUGUAGUGCCUUGCGGUCGGAGGCCAAGCAGUUGCCAUACCAGGCGGUGAUGCAACCAGUCAGGAUGCUCUCGAUGGUGCAGCUGUAUAAUUUUUUGAGGAUCUGAGGACCCAUGCCAAAUCUUUUCAGUCUCCUGAGGGGGAAUAGGCUUUGUCGUGCCCUCUUCACGACUGUCUUGGUGUGUUUGGACCAUGAUAGUUCGUUGGUGAUGUGGACACCAAGGAACUUGAAGCUCUCAACCUGUUCCACUACAGCCCCGUCGAUGAGAAUGGGGGCGUGCUCAGUCCUCUUUUUUUUUCCUGUAGUCCACAAUCAUCUCCUUUGACUUGGUCACGUUGAGGGAGAGGUUGUUAUCCUGGCACCACACGGCCAGGUCUCUGCCCUCCUCCCUAUAGGCUGUCUCAUCGUUGUCGGUGAUCAGGCCUACCACUGUUGUGUCGUCGGCAAACUUAAUGAUGGUGUUGGAGUCGUGCCUGGCCAUGCAGUCAUGGGUGAACAGGGAGUACAGGAGGGGACUGAGCACGCACCCCUGAGGGGCCCCGUGUUGAGGAUCAUUGUGGCAGAUGUGUUGUUACCUACCCUUACCACCUGGGGGCGGCCCGUCAGGAAGUCCAGGAUCCAGUUGCAGAGGGAGGUGUUUAGUCCCAGGAUCCUUAGCUUAGUGAUGAGCUUUGAGGGCACUAUGGUGUUGAAUGCUGAGCUGUAGUCAAUGAAUAGCAUUCUCGCGUAGGUGUUCCUCUUGUCCAGGUGGGAAAGGGCAGUGUGGAGUGCAAUAGAGAUUGCAUCAUCUGUGGAUCUCGUCAGAGCCAGUGUAGUACGAUUCAAUCUUAGUCCUGUAUUGACUCUUUGCCUGUUUGAUGGUUCGUCGGAGGGCAUAGCGGGAUUUCUUAUAAGCGUCCGGGUUAGAGUGCCGCUCCUUGAAAGCGGCAGCUCUACUCUUUAGCUCAGUGCGGAUGUUUCCUGUAAUCCAUCGCUUCUGGUUGGGGUAUGUACGUACGGUCACUGUGGGGACGACAUCAUCGAUGCACUUAUUGAUGAAGCCAGUGACUGAUAUGGUGUACUCCUCAAUGCUAUCUGAAGAAUCCCAGAACAUGUUCCAGUCUGUGCUAGCAAAACAGUCCUGUAGCUUAGCAUCUGCGUCAUCUGACCACUUUUUUAUUAACCGAGUCACUGGUGCUUCCUGCUUUAGUUUUUGCUUAUAAGCAGGAAUCAGGAGGAUAGAGAUAUGGUCAGAUUUGCCAAAUGGAGGGCGAGGGAGAGCUUUGUAUGCGUCUCUGUGUGUGGAGUAAAGGUGGUCUAGAGUUUUUUUUCCUCUGGUUGCACAUUUAACAUGCUGGUAGAAAUUAGGUAGAACGGAUUUAAGUUUCCCUGCAUUAAAGUCCCCGGCCACUAGGAGCGCUGCAUCUGGAUGAGCGUUUUCCUGUUGACUUAUGGCCUUAUACAGCUCAUUCAGUGCAAUCUUAAUGCCAGCAUUGGUUUGUGAUGGUAAAUAGACAGCUAUGAAAAAUAUAGGCAGACAGGCAUGGGGUAGAGGAUGUCUCUGUGGUCACUGACAGUAUCAGAUAGCAUGAACGUUAUAUCAACCUUAUAAGGUCAGCUAUAAACACAGGCUGCAGCCCAAAUGACUCCCUAUUUCCUACAGUAUAUACUGGUAAUAGGGAGCCAUACAGUGCAUUCAGAAAGUAUUCAGACCCCUUGACUUUUUCCACAUUUUGUUACAUUACAGCCUUAUUCUAAAAUUGAUUAAAUCGUUUUUUCCCCUCAUCAAUCUCACACAAUACCCCAUAGUGACAAAGCAAAAACAGGUUUUUAGAAAUGUUUGCUAAUGUGUUACAAAUAAAAAACGGAAAUAUCACAUUUACAUAAGUAUUCAGACCCUUUACUCAGUACUUUGUUGAAGCACCUUUGGCAGCAAUUACAGCCUCAAGUCUUCUUGGGUAUGACGCUACAAGCUUGGCACACCUGUAUUUGGGGAGUUUCUCCCAUUCUUCUCUGCAGAUCCUCUCAAGCUCUGUCAGGUUGGAUGGGGAGGGUCGAUGCACAGCUAUUUUCAGGUCUCUCCAGAGAUGUUCGAUCGGGUUCAAGUCCGGGCUCUGGCUGGGCCACUCAAGGACAUUCAGAGACUUGUCCCAAAGCCACUCCUGCGUUGUUUUGGCUUUGUUCUUAGGGUCAUUGUCCUGUUGGAAGGUGAACAUUCACCCCAGUCUGAGGUCCUGAGCACUCUGGAGCAGGUUUUCUACCACCACCAUGCUUCACCGUAGGGAUGGUGCCAGGUUUUCUCCAGACGUGACACUUGGCAUUCAGGCAAAAGAGUUCAAUCUUGGUUUCAUCAGACCAAAGAAUCUUGUUUCUCAUGGUCUGAGAGUCCUUUUGGUGCCUUUUGGCAAACACCAAGUGGGCUGUCAUGUGCCUUUUUAGUUAGGAGUGGCCACUACCAUAAAGGCCUGAUUGGUGGAGUGCUGCAGAGAUGGUUGUCGUUCUGGAAGGUUCUCCCAUCUCCACAGAGGACCUCUGGAGCUCUUUCAGAGUGACCAUCGGGUUCUUGGUCACCUCCCUGACCAAGGCCCUUGUCCCCGAUUGCUCAGUUUGGCCAGGCAGCCAACUCUAGGAAGGGUCGUGGUGGUUACAAACUUCUUCCAUUUAAGAAUGAUGGAGGCCACUGUGUUCUUGGGGACCUUCCAUGCUCAGACAUUUUUUGGUACCCUUCCCCAGAUCUGUGCCUUGACAUAAUCCUGUCUCGGAGCUCUACGGACAAUUCCUUCGACCUCAUGGCUUGGUUUUUGCUCUGACAUGCACUGUCAACUGUGGGACCUUAUAUAGAGAGGUGUGUGCCUUUCCAAAUCAUGUCCAAUCAAUUUAAUUUUCCGCAGGUGGACUCCAAUCAAGUUGUAGAAACAUCUCAAGGAUGAAACAAUUUCGAGUCUCAUAGCAAAGGGUCUGAAUACUUAUGUAAAUGUGAAAUUUCCGUUUUUUAUUUUUAAUACAUUUGCAAACAUUUCUAAAAACCUGUUUUUGCUUUGUCAUUAUGGGGUAUUGUGUGUAGAUUGAUGAUUUAAUCAAUUUUAGAAUAAGGCUCUAACGAAACAAAAUGUGGAAAAAGUCAAGGGGUCUGAAUACUUUCUGAAUGCACUGUAUGCAGGUAAUGGGGUGCCAUUUGGGAUUCAAAAAUCUAUGUCAUCAGAUCAACUAUAAACACAGUGAUGGGAGGUUGUGAUGUCACACAGAGCUGUGAAACAGGGCUAACAACAGGAAGAGGUUAGGACUGAGAGAGGUGCUGUUAGUGAUUUUUGACUCUGUUACCUGCUUAUCACACUGAUGCAUCACUAUUCACUAAGCUAGCCCUGGCUCUCAGUAUUCACACCGGGAGGAGAGGAGGAACUCACACACAUACACACAUGCAUGUACACACAUACACACAAACACACAUGAACAUGCACACACACACACACACACACACACACACGAACAUGCACACACACACACACACACACACACACACACACAUGAACAUGCACACACACACACACACACACACACACGAACAUGCAAGAGACAAAGUGCAAGAGGGAUAGAAAGAAACACACAGAGACAAUUGAAUUAUUAGUCUCUCUCUCCCAGACAUGCAUCCAUCAGUCUGUUUCAAACAGGAGGUAAGUGGUGUUAAGUUGUGUGUUAUUCCUCCUACUAUGAAUCUUCAUUCAGAUAGACAGGAGAUGUCUUGUUUCCCUUUGGAUAGCCAGGAGCUCCAAGGUUGACCUGCUCUCUUUUAUCUUUCAUCGCUUUCUCUUUCUCUCUCUAUCUUUCUUUCUCACUCUUUUUCUGUCCCUCUCUCUCUCUCUUUCUCUGUCCCUCUCUCUCUCUCUGUCUCUGUCUCUGUGUCUGUCUCUCUAUCCCUCUCAGUCUUCUGGGCGAUUUGUCAUGUCAACUACUUGGACGUGACUGUAAUCUGGCAAGAGUGUAAGUGGGACAGAGCGAGAGAGAGAGUGAGAGGGAGAGAGUGUUUGUGAUGGAUUUUUACCCCUCUUGCACAGCUCUCCCUGCCUCUCUCUACCUCCUCACUCCCCCUCUUUCCCUCCUCUCUUCUCCUAUAUGUGUGAGUUGGGAGAGAGUAUUAGAGGCACAUUGGAAACUCAAGCCAUCUGCUCCCCCCUCCCACCAAUCAUUCUCAUCCCAUCUAUGUGGUUGUAGCCAACCCAUGAACCCAUCCAGUGCUACCUCUCUCUACCUGGCUACCUGUCUGUCUAUCUGUUUCAACCUAUUUUAGUCUAUUUUUAUUUGUCUGACCUUCCAAUCCCAUACACCCCUACCCCAUUUCAAUGCUUUAUCUUUUUACUUGCCCAACCCCCAACUAAACUCUCUCUCUCUCUCUCUCUCUCUCCUCUCUCUCCUCUCUCUCUCCUCUCUCUCUCUCUCUCUCUCCCUCUCUCUCCUCUCUCUCUCUCUCUCUCUCUCUCUCUCUAUUUAUUGGCAUGGGAAACGUAUGUUAACAUUGCCAAAGCAAGUGAAGUAGAUAGUAAACAAAAGUGAAAUAAACAAUAAAUAUUAACAGUAAACAUUACACUCAGAAGUUACAAAAGAAUAAUAUAUUAUGUAUAUAUACAGUGUUGUAACAAUGUGCAAAUAGUUAAAGUACAAAUGGGAAAAUAAAUAAACAUAAAUAUGGGUUGUAUUUACAAUGGUGUUUGUUCUUCACUGGUUCUCUCUCUCUCUCUCUCUCUCUCUCUGUCUCCAUCUCUCUCUCUGUCUCCAUCUCUCUCUCUCUGUCUCUCUCUCUCUCUCUGUCUCCAUCUCUCUCCUCCCUCCCUCCAUCUCUCUCCUCCCUCCCUCCUGUAGGACUCCAAGAUGGGGUUUGGUAUUGCCGUGUCGGGGGGUCGGGACAACCCCAACGUGGAGAACGGAGAGAUGUCAAUCAUCGUGUCAGACGUCCUACAGGGAGGACCAGCUGACGGACUCCUGUUGUACGCUAAACCACUUCCUCUUACGUCAUCAACUAACCAGACCUCACUGAGUUUUUGAAAACUUGAAUGCUGUUGUUAAUUAAUGGGUUUUUUGCCCAAUAUGUCAGGAAGUCAGUUAAGGGGAUACCGUCAUGGUGGUUGCCGGUACCGGAAGCCAUCGGAUCGCAUCUCAGUAGUCUGAAGUUGCAUGCUGGUCUCUUGUCUUUCACCUGUACUGAUAAAAUAAAAAUACACAGGCUAGGUGAAAACAAAGCAAUAUGUUUGACAUCGUCUGGGAAAGGGCUUUCAUCUACGAAUGAAAAGAGAGGAGAGGAAGCUACUUUUGCUUAUAGAAAUGCAGCCAGGGUUGAUCAUGUUCUAAUGUACUCUUUCAUGUGUGUCUUGUUGUUCUACGUUAACGGUAUGUUGUGUUCUCCUCCAGUGAGAAAGAUCGUGUGAUCCAGGUCAACUCCAUCCUCAUGGACAACGUGCCUCAUUCCUUCGCUGUGCAGCAGCUACGCAAAUGUGGGAAGACCGCCAAGGUGGUGAGUAUCACUGUGCAUAGCGUUGCUGUAGUUAGUAGCUAGUUGAAAUGUAGGAAGGUAGCCAAGGUGGUGAGUACAAUAUAUGAUAGAAUAUGUUAGGCCAUAAGGACAUUGACAGUAUAUUCAAAAUAUGAACACAGGGAUGACAUAGCCUUGACAUUCAUCCUGGUGUAGCUGCUAGCUUAGCCACUGACAGACUGACAGACAGGGGACAUUGUAACAUUGUGACAGUGAAUCACUUGCAGCCACUGUACUGCCUUCUGAGCUGUUUCACAGUGUCGGUCCACUGAGCUGUUUCACAGUGUCGGUCCGCUGAGCUGUUUCACAGUGUCAGUCCGCUGAGCUGUUUCACACUGUCAGUCCACUGAGCUGUUUCACAGUGUCAGUCCGCUGAGCUGUUUCACACUGUCAGUCCACUGAGCUGUUUCACAGUGUCAGUCCACUGAGCUGUUUCACAGUGUCAGUCCGCUGAGCUGUUUCACACUGUCAGUCCGCUGAGCUGUUUCACACUGUCAGUCCACUGAGCUGUUUCACACUGUCAGUCCGCUGAGCUGUUUCACAGUGUCAGUCCGCUGAGCUGUUUCACACUGUCAGUCCACUGAGCUGUUUCACAGUGUCAGUCCACUGAGCUGUUUCACAGUGUCAGUCCACUGAGCUGUUUCACACUGUCCCACCUUUAAUACUGCACAGCCAAAAAUAACCCUACUGCUCCACUCUUGCUCCCGGCUCUGUGUGUGUGUGUGUGUGUGUGUGGUCUCUUGGGUGUUUUGUUGCACGUGUUAUCUAAUGCGAUCCUUUCCAUCAAAAUGCUGCAGUGUGGCCUCCCGAGUGGCACAGCGGUCUAAGGCACUGCACUGCUUGAGGCGUCACUACAGAUCCAGGUUCGAUCCCGGGCUGUGACCGGGAGACCCAUGAGGUGGCACACAGUUGGCCCAGCGUCGUCCGGGUUAGGGGAGGGUUUGGCCGGCCGGGAUGUCCUUGUCCCAUCGCGCUCUAGCAACUCCUUGUGGUGGGCCAGGCGCAUGCAGGCUGACACAUUGGUGCGGCUGGCUUCCGGGUUAAGCGAGCAGUGUGUCAAGGAGCAGUGCGGCUUUGCAGGGUUGUGUUUCGGAGGACGCAUGGCUCUCGACCUUCGACUCUCUCGAGUCCGUACGGGCGUUGCAGCGAUGGGACAAGACUGUAAAUACUAAUUGGAUAUCAUGAAAUUGGGGAGAAAAAGGGGUAAAACAAAAAUAUAUAAAAAAAUAUAUAUAAAGCUGCAGUGUAGGUUUUAGGCCUGAGCUCUCUGCAUAGCAAUACAGUGUGUAAUGGUUGACCCUGUAUGUCUCUCUGUGUGUGUUUCCCCUCAGACGGUGAAGAGACCUCGGAAGGUGGCUCUCCACUCCCUGAAGCACCCCCCCUCCCCCGGCGGUGAGAGUCGAGACUUCGGCACCACCCGUUACUACGACGCCGAUGACAACCAGAGCGACGGGGGCUGGCAGCGCGGCAACGGUGGGCCCGGUUACACCCACGAGCCUCGUGACCUCACCCCCGACAACAAGAACUACCUGGACCCCGACUACGGUGGCCGUGGUAAUCGGGGGAGGAGCCGGGGGAGGAGCCAGGAGAGGACAUCGCCGAGCCCUGAGCAUCGCCGCGACAACAGCAAGGGGCGGGCCUUGGACCGGGAGCCGCCCAGUCCCGAGACGCUGCGGAUUCCACAGGAAGGCAGCCGGGGGAGGAGCACGGACCGGGAGAGAGGAGGAGGGGGAGGAGGGAGUCCAGGUGGGAGGAGCUACGGCCGAGGUGACAGCUACGAGCGGGGAGGGGGGAGGUACGGGGAUGUAGGAGGUACCGGAGGGAGGAUGGUGAAGAGUACGAGUAGAGACCAACUCCAGGAGCCGCCCUCCUCGACCUCCCCGGACCUCCCACGAGGAGGAGGAGGAGGAGGAGGAGGAGGAGGAGGAGGGGGACUAAGAGACCUGGAGCCCCUGGAGAAACCUGUUAAUGUCCUGCUGGUCAAGAACAGACCCAACGAAGGUACCAGACAUAGUCUACUACAGUAACUAACCCUAAUAAGGUCAGUUCCUUUACGAUAAUUGUUCGCCCUUAAGAAGGGAUGAUGUAUAAAGGAAGGGGGAGCACGUUUACUGCUUACAUUUUGUAAGGGUCAUUUUGUAAAGGUCAGAGGUUAAGGUGGUUUUAAGGUCAGGAUAGUUCUCUGGUUGCUGCAGCUAGUCACUAACUGUGUGCGUGUGCCGUGUGCGUGUGUGUGUGUAGAGUACGGUCUGCGUCUGGGCAGUCAGAUCUUCAUCAAGGAGAUGACCAGUACAGGACUGGCUACCAAGGACGGAAACUUACAGGAGGGAGACAUCAUUCUAAAGGUUUACAGACACACACACACACAAUGAAUCUCUUUCUCACACUCACAUAUCUUGUCACACAUCACACAAACACACACACACACACACACACUGUCACUCUCAAUUUCAAUGUAAUUGGUCAUCAUAGGCAUGACUGUAUAGAACGCUGCCAAAUAGGAACAUGUUAAUGGCUUUCCUCAUUUCUCUCUCCAUCUCACACCCAAACUGUCAAGUCACUACUACACUAAUUUACACUGUACUUUCUCUCUCUCUCUGUUUCUCGCCUCUCCUUCUCCCUCUCUCCUCUCCUACUCGCUCGCUCUCUCCUUUCUCUUCUCCUCCUCUCUCUCUCCUCCUCUCUCGUCUCUCCUCUCUCUCACGCUCCUCCUCUCCUCUUCUCUCCUCUCUCCUCACUCUCCUCUCUCUUCUCUCUCUCUCUCUCUCUCUCUCUCUCUCUCUCUCCUCCUCUCUCACUCUCUCCUCUCCUCCUCUACUCCUCAUCUUCUCUGCGAGUUCUCCCUAUCCGUCUCCACAAAGAGACUCCUCCUCUCCCUAGACGGGCCCCGUCACUCUCUCAUCUCCUCCUCCUCUCCUCACCUAAUCCUUCUCCCUCUCAUCUCCUACCCCCAAACCCAUUCAGCACCCUCCUCCAAUUCUGCGUCUCCUCAAAUCACAUUCUCUCGCUCUCUCGCUCUUCCUCCUCCUCUCGGAAAGUAAGACAACAAGUCUAGAGGGAAGGGCGGACACCUCACGACAGAAGCAGCAAGAUCGCCGCCCCGACGCGAACUUCCUCUCAAUCAUGCCGACUUCGUCUCUAACCCCCCUCCCGCCUGGGGAUCGGGGAUCGCGCCGCCCGUCCUCAGUCAAUCGCGCGAACGACGGCCCCACGCGAACGCCGCCGAGGGAACAAGAUAACUAUCCAGCGAGAAAGCCGUCAAAGGAAAUAAAUCUCCGAUAGGGGACGGGAAGGUCCAGUCCUAAAGCCAGGGUCCAACCGCUCCGAGGGAGAAGGAAGAAAGAGGGAUGCGAAGACUCGGCCGGAAUGGAAUCAAAGAGACAAGCCCCCGACCCGGGGACCCACCCAACAAAGCAUCGGAAAAUCUGCGCCCCGUGAUUUCGGCUGAGAUUUUCCCUUCUACUCGCAAAACCCAAAAGAUGGGCCCCCUCCCCGACAAUCCUCGUCCGCUAGGGCCUCCUGCGCCCCUCCUCAAGGCCCACGUCAUCCUCUCCCCCGAAAUCGCCUCUCCUUCCUAUCUCGUAAUAUACUCACUCCUUCCGCUACGCUCCUCUCCUUACUCUUCUCUCCCUUUUCCCUUAUCUUCUCUCUUUCUCUCUCCCCUAUCCUCUUCUCUUCUCUCUCUCUCCUCUCCUCACUCUUCUCUCUCCUCUGCUCCCGAUCUCCUCCCUCUCUUCAGAUCAACGGGACAGUAACAGAGAACAUGUCUCUGAACGAUGCAGGGAAGCUCAUUGAGAAGUCUAGAGGGAAACUCCAGCUGGUCGUCCAGAGAGACCGCAGACAGAUCCUCAUCCGUAUCCCGCCCCUCGUCGACUCUGACUCCGAACCU
This is a messenger RNA of Coregonus sp. 'balchen', 26321 nucleotides long. Lineage: Eukaryota; Metazoa; Chordata; Actinopteri; Salmoniformes; Salmonidae. The record is from the annotation of a GenBank genome assembly.